GUGAACCUUUGGUCAGAUUUCACGGAGGAUGUGCAGAUAGGCUUGUUGCAUCCAAUUGUGGGCGAAAGAUUUGCCACUUUUCCGCCAAUACUAUGAGGAUUUCAUACGUGCCAAAUUAUGCGUUGAGGUAUAUUAUGAAAAUAGAUAUAGAUUUUCUCAUCCGUUAUAUCGUAUAGGAAGUCAUAUAUUUCAAGAAAGGGGCGUAACCCCAUGCCACAUGCUAACGUAAAAAAUAAAAAUAAAGGGGAAAACAACCUAACCCAAAUACGUAUUCUUUAUCAGGUAGUUAACAAGUCGCGUUGUCUCCCCCAGACUCACAAUUGCGCCGGAUAUUUUUUUGGUUCCAAUGAUAAAAAUGGAUAGAGAAAUACCAGAACGUGUUACGUCCGAAACAGACAGAGACGUAAGGAGAAAUCUGGCGUGGUUGUUGCAUUUCAUUGAGAACUGAACUGCCUGGAAACUCACACGAUUGUAUUUAAGGGUGUUCAAUAUAUAUCAUUGAACACUUAUGACAUUCCAUGACUGGAAGAGAAGAACCAUUGCAGUUCUUGUAUGCCGAGACCUCCGAAUCUUGUAUACUGAGGAUGAAGAUUCUCGUAGCAUUUUAUGCGCUCUUAUUCACUUCAUAUAUGAGGACAAUAUUUGGUAGACCCACAUCGAACUCUACUUCGAAAAUUGAUAUUAUGGCCACUCUUCAAAGAUCCAAGAGAGAGUUCUUAGAUAACGAUUACGAUGAUUAUUAUAAUGAUUUAGAACUUGAAAUACUGGAGAGCAGAAAUGAACUUUUGCAGAAAAGCCUUCUGCCACCUGAUUUGCCAGUAUCGUCUAGUGUCAGGAAUAAUAUUCAGCUUCUGCGAGAUUCGCCAAAAUAUGCUCCUGAAUAUAUGAUGGACCUUUACAAAACCUAUUCAGAAAAAAAGGCCUCACGUCCAUCAUCUGACAUUGUCCGAAGCUUCACAAAUAUUAAUAUUGGAGGUGUGACAACAACUCCUGCUUCCAACGGUGAAAAGACAACUAGACUACAUACAAUGGUGUUCAAUAUCACCAGUAUUUCAGUGGAAGAACAAGUCGACUUAGCUGAGCUGAGAUUAUUUACCCUUGUGGAGAGAGACAGAUAUAUGUACAUAGGGGUCGACAGAAAAGUGUCGGUCUAUGAAGUCACAGACGAUAAUGUCGGAUAUCACCUUAUAGACACACAACACAUAUAUGGAAGAGACAGUGGAUGGGAAACAUUUGACGUCACUUCCGCUGUGAGGCGUUGGGUGACCAAACCAAGUUCCAUUCAGAUUUUAGAAAUAAGAAUAGAAAGUGUCUUUCAUAGUGUUGCAAGUGGUGAUUUAGAUGUUUUUACAACACCACAACAUAAAAAUGAACCUUUAUUAGUGGUAUUUUCUACUGACAAACAAAAAAUACAACUACAUAAGACUGAGAGACAUGAGUUAAUUGCUCGUGAAGACAAUGCAUACAAUUUUCAAUCUCCAUUAUCUUUGUCAGGAAAUAUAGAUAAUUCUAGUAACACUAACUCAAGUGAAUACGAAUUUCACAAUCGAGUGAAAAGAAGGGGACGACGGAGCAUGUGUAGGAGGAAACCAAUGACGGUCAACUUUGCAGAUAUCCAGUGGGACACUUGGAUAUUAGCUCCAGCUUCUUAUGAAGCAUAUGAGUGUGUCGGUAAAUGUCAUUUUCCUGUAAAUGAGCGUCUAUCUCCAUCCAAACACGCUAUCAUCCAGUCGCGGCUCCAUCUAACAAUGCCGAAGAAGUACCCACGAGAAAGCUGCUGUGUUCCAACAAAGUUAGACUCCAUAUCCAUUCUGUAUUUUGACGAGUCAGGUGUUUUGACUUAUAAACCUAAGUACGAUGGCAUGGUUGUAACGGAAUGUGGAUGUCGAUAACAAACAGAGAAUUCUUGGGGAUAGUAGGAGAACGACACAAUCCGUUCCUUCUAUAGCAACUUUUUUCGCCAAAGUAUUCAGAAUACUUUUUGGUACAAGGGAGGAAAGGGAUUUGGACGCAGGUAGUCGUCGUUUUUUUUGUUAUCGUGUACAUUUGCACGGAUAACGAACAUAAAACCUGAAGUACCAGUGCAUUUCCAAAUUUAUCGAUGAUGCUACAAAACUGACUUGAUAAGUAAGAAUGUCAAAGUCUUAAAAUAGCACCUAAGUCGGAUUUUGCUGAAUGCAUUUGCAAUUAUCUCUCUUAAUCAGGAACAUGUUAACAGUCAUGCAUCUGCAUUCGCCGAAGAAUUCGGAUCUUUGAUGGGCGUCAAAACAGUUGAAAAUUAAUUGUCUGUGUAACUGGCCUGUGCAACUCGCCCUAUUGUGACCCUCUCUUUGAUAUUUUUAUCGUACAAUGCACAACUCCCUUUUAAAAACGGUUGCACAGCCGAAGAGCAGUAAAGAUUUCGAAGGGGCAACGUCACCCUUUACCACGCCUAUACCAGAAACAUUCUUAGAAGAUCUUUGAAUGAACAGCCUCUUUUAAACAUAGAGGAAUUUUAUCAAACAAACUAAAUCGCUUCUGCCAAGACCACCUACAUCUUGUUCUAAAGCACGAUGUAAGUUUUUGUAUAAAAGACACGUAGAUUCCAUAAAGGAAUAUUCAACGUUGUUAUAUCUGAUCAAUGAUUUAUUCUGAUAUUUGUUCAAUAAAUUCUUGUUUUUCUUGUU
Saccostrea echinata is the source of this 2666-nucleotide messenger RNA. RefSeq names its product bone morphogenetic protein 10-like. Gene Ontology annotation, biological process: SMAD protein signal transduction; BMP signaling pathway. The transcript is spliced from 3 exons. Lineage: Eukaryota; Metazoa; Mollusca; Bivalvia; Ostreida; Ostreidae. The coding region runs from base 519 to 1892 and encodes 457 amino acids. Gene Ontology annotation, molecular function: cytokine activity; growth factor activity. The record is from RefSeq and is a predicted model, not a curated record. Gene Ontology annotation, cellular component: extracellular region.